AUGAAGUUCACUGCUGCCAUUGCCCUCCUGUUCGGCUUGGCUGCCGCGGCUCCAACGCCAACUGAAGAUACCCCGUUCGAUACGAGGGCUAUCGAGAAGAGGGCUACCGUCACCGAUGCUUGUGAUGUCGGAUACGGCACUCAAAAUGGCGGCACCACCGGUGGCAAUGGAGGAACCGUCACCACCGUCUCCACUCUGGCCCAGUUUACUGCUGCUGCUCAGUCGUCCUCAAAGUUGGUUGUAGUCGUGAGCGGUGCUAUCUCUGGUGCUGCUAAGGUCAAGGUCACCUCCAACAAGACCAUCGUUGGAAAGUCUGGUUCCAGCUUGACCGGAGUUGGCCUCACCGUCAAUGGUGUAUCCCAGGUUAUUAUCCGAAACCUCAAGAUAUCCAAGGUGCUGGCCGAUUACGGUGAUGCCAUCACCAUCCAGGCAUCCACUAACGUAUGGGUCGACCAUUGUGACCUGUCGAGUGACUUGAGCCAUGACAAGGACUACUACGAUGGUCUCGUCGAUAUUACCCAUGCGUCCGAGUGGGUGACGGUAUCCAACACUUACCUUCAUGAUCACUGGAAGGGCUCUCUGGUCGGCCACUCUGACUCCAACUCAGCUGAGGAUACCGGGCACUUGCACAUCACUUAUGCAAACAACUACUGGAGCAACAUCAACAGCCGUGGGCCCAGCUACAGAUUUGGCACUGGACAUAUUUUCAACAACUACUGGUAUUCUCUUCUCGAAACUGGUGUCAACACCCGCAUGGGUGCACAGCUUCUUAUUGAAAGCUCCGUCUUCGAAAACUGCGCUACCAAAGCUAUCUUCAGCGAUGACAGCGAUGUGACUGGCUACGCCGUUGUCAAUGAUGUUGACCUCGGCGGCAGCACCAACAGCGCACCGGCGGGCACACUGAACAGCGUGCCCUACUCGUACACCAAGCUCGGUUCUGGCAGUGUUAAGGCCUCCGUCACCGCCAAUGCUGGCCAGAAGCUGUCCUUCUAAGCAUCGACAACAAUGUAAGACAUAUGAAAGGGGAGUGGCUUGGGGUUGAAAGGAAUGCCAAUGCGCCGAAGGGCACUUGCGGAGGUUAUUAGGAGCAGGGAACAACAUGAACCACACAGUCAUUACCACCAAACUUCUGUAUAUAGUUUUGGGAGAUCUUACACUUGUCCGACUCUCCGUGCACACAUUCCU
Pseudomassariella vexata is the source of this 1185-nucleotide messenger RNA. RefSeq names its product family 1 polysaccharide lyase. Gene Ontology annotation, molecular function: pectate lyase activity. NCBI's taxonomy places the organism in Eukaryota, Fungi, Ascomycota, Sordariomycetes, Amphisphaeriales, Pseudomassariaceae. The coding region runs from base 1 to 993 and encodes 330 amino acids. The record is from RefSeq and is a predicted model, not a curated record. The transcript has 4 exons.